Molecule: messenger RNA, 1649 nt
Organism: Silurus meridionalis
Lineage: Eukaryota; Metazoa; Chordata; Actinopteri; Siluriformes; Siluridae
Product: cyclic AMP receptor-like protein A
Biological process (GO): adenylate cyclase-activating G protein-coupled receptor signaling pathway; cell surface receptor signaling pathway
Cellular component (GO): plasma membrane
Molecular function (GO): cAMP binding; G protein-coupled receptor activity
Source: RefSeq, a predicted model, not a curated record
UGCACACCGUAGUACCUCGGCAGUGUGACGGGUCGUGAGCUCACAUGAUGAUGUAUAUGAAUGAAGAUAUCAUCACAGCGCUAACGGCUAACUGCUAACCUGCAGAAGUAUGGAAAAUGUAGGAAAUGUGGAAAAUGGAGAUGCAGUCGGGACAGACCAGAACAGCAGCUCCCGCUGUACCUUCUUCAGUGUGGAUCCGAGUGACUACAGAUGUGAUGUGAUUCUAGUGGUGAAGAAAGCCACCGGGGCGUUUUCUCUGGUCGCAUGCCUUUUUAUGUUAUUUGUGAUAUGGCUGCUGCGCCGAUACAACUCCCUGGCUCAGAAAAUGAUAGUCAGUCUAACAGUAGCAGCAUUCUUUGACAGUGUUGCAUAUGUCAUGGGAGAGUCUCAUCCAGAGGGAGGUCUGUGUGAUUUCCAAGCCUGGUGGUUAACAUAUUUUGACUGGAGUGCUCUGGCCUGGGUAUGUCUCAUCACUCUAAAUCUUUACUUGAACCUGGUCAGGGAGCUCAGAACUGAACAUUAUGAGAUACCAUACCAUAUUGUUGCAUGGGGGAUCCCACUAUUUAUGUCUGUUCUCCCAUUGAUAAAAGGAUACUAUGGUCCAGCUGGAGCCUGGUGCUGGAUCACUGAUGACCAUGUGGCCUGGAGAUUUGGCAUAUGGUAUCCGCUCUUCACCCUCAUCUUCCUCAUGAUCUGCUGUUAUCUACGAAUCAUAUUUGUGGCCAAUAAGAGGAUGCAGUCCUGGUUCGGUACCUUCAACCCAGAGAGAGAAAGGAGGAAGAUGUCUCUAGUUGAGGAAAUCCGACCUCUGAAAUGGUAUCCCUCAGUAUAUCUGCUGGUGUCAAUCUUCCCACUGUUAAAUCGGCUUCAUAACGCUCUGUAUCCUGAGGCUCCCGUGUUCUCCCUCACGCUUCUACACGUUCUCAGUGCUCCUCUGCACGGUUUGGCAAAUGCAUUUGUCUUUAGCAAGGACACCUGGAGUCAGCUCAGCAAUACCGGAAUCAAAUUGGCACUUCAGUCUCGACUGUGUGACAGCACCAGGAUCGGCGAGUAUCACCCGGCCAACGUGAGAUACACCGUAGCUCUCGAGUCCGAGUCGGAUGAUGAUGAUAACAACGUCCUCUUCUACAGCCCUGACAUGAGCCUGAAGGACAGAGGACCCUGAUUUUUUUCUGUUUUUCUCUGUGUGUGUGUGUGUGUGUAUACAAUAAGCACAUUACAGUUGAUACUCCUUGCCUUUUAAAAAUGUGCUGCUCUUUGAUUUUACCCAUCACCAUGAUGUGUUCAAAAUAAAUAAUACAGAAACGAUAAGUGUUUUUACAAUCAGAAAAUCCCAUUUUGACUUAAUAAAAUUGAAAUAGUUCAUUUUUUCAUUAUCAUACUGUCCAUGUUGUAAAUACAGUGCAAGGUGAGCACUUUACAUUAACAUCCUCAGUAUUGAUGGAAAGCUUUAAUUGUUUCAGUUGCCUUGCUUUGAGAUUUCUCUACUGUGUAUUAUUAUUUUUAACUAUUAUUUUCAGCUGUACAGUUUGUGUCCAUGGUCAUGUGUUUAGCUGAUCAUGUUUUAUUAUUAUUUAUGGAAAUGUACAGAGUGUCUGCUAUAUUUUUGUACUGUUUUCAUAUGAUUAAAAAACGUUAAUACACACCGA